GCUCCUUCCGGCGGGAGAGAUCACAGAGGAGUGGAUCGGGUCGGCAUUUGGAGAGGUCCGGCGUCGGACGUCCGUCCGGUACUAAGGAGGGCUCCGCCGAGUUGCAUAUGGCUUGGGCGGGGCGAGGUCAGGCAUCCAGCGGCGUCCGGUGACGGGGGAGGUGAGGUCGCGGAAGAUCUUACGUCUAGCAUCAUCCAACGGCUGAAGAAGAUCAAUUAUUUAUACCCCGGCCGCCCCAUUCCUUUCCCUAAUUCUAAAAUCUUGCCGACGAAGGACAGCUACACAACAAUGGCGACGGCCCUCGCCCUCCUCCGUUUCUCCCCUCUCUCUCGUCUCCACAACCACACCGCCGUCUCUCCGCCCUCCUUUAACCUACAUCUCCGCCCCUCACCGGCCUCCCGCCGUCCUACUGCCGUCUGCAUGUCCCGGUCCACCGUCCCAGCCACUGACCGCCUCGUCUCCGCCCUCGCCUACACUCUCCCCUUCGUCGACUCCCUCCACUACGGCCGUUUCCUCUUCGCCCGCGUCCCCGCCGCGGCCGCGGCCGUCGCCCCCAUCCUUCCACUCGCCGCCGCCUACCACUCAGUCCCCUUCGCCUCCUUCGUCGCCUUCUUCGCACUCUACCUCGGCGUCGUGCGCAAUCCGGCCUUCAGCCACUACGUCCGUUACAACGCUAUGCAAGCCGUCGUUCUGGACGUCUUCCUUGCGCUCCCCUCCCUCCUGCAGCGGGUGUUCGGCACCCCAUCGAGAGGGAUAGGGUUCCGGGUCUUGGAGAUUGGAUACCACGCCGUCUUUGUCUUCUCGAUCGCUUGCUUCGUAUACUCCGUCAUCAAUUGCAUCCUUGGGAAGACGCAUUACCUGCCUAUCGUUGCGUCUGCGGCGGAGCGACAACUUUGAGGUUAGGCAUCCCUGAAAAACUUGGUGUCUUCUCUAUAGGGAAUAGCAACAAUCUCAAAUUUGUGCUUUCUGUGUGUGUUUGUGCUAUCUUCUUGUUAUCUUUCAGCAGCCUAAGUUUGUAGAUGUUUACCUUACCUUUUGGAAUAAGUCUUUACAUAUUAAACAACAACUUUGCCAUUCA
Zingiber officinale is the source of this 1078-nucleotide messenger RNA. Its product is annotated as protein TIC 20-II, chloroplastic-like. NCBI's taxonomy places the organism in Eukaryota, Viridiplantae, Streptophyta, Magnoliopsida, Zingiberales, Zingiberaceae. The record is from RefSeq and is a predicted model, not a curated record. Bases 289 to 897 code for a protein of 202 amino acids. The transcript has 2 exons.